CGGAACAGAGCCAAGCCCGGGGGUGAACUCACGGGGCAGAGUCAAGGGUUACACGGGGAUUUCCGUUGUUUGUUCCCAGAACGUGGGACGUCCCGUGCCGUGACGCAAAGAGGAGGGGGCGGAACCGGUCUAUUCACAGACUCUGAUGAACAACUCCACCGGAAUGUCGCAAGUUUUAAGACGAUGAUCCGAUCCUGGACCGUUUAUAAGGGAGUAAAAGUUGACAACAAACAGCACUUGGUCGACAGAAGCGCAUAGCCAGGCAAGCCAGAUAUUUCCUGUACCUGUCACUAAAGUUUACUUGUAUCCCUGUCGACACUACUCUGACGGUAAAAUACCAGGCAAGAUGACAACUUCUCUCCUCGCACGGCGCCUUUUGCAGUUUUGCUUCGUGAUCUGCCUGUCUGCCAUCCCGGCAUUUUCACAAGGCACAUACCCCGUACCGCUGGAGCUAACAUCCCAGGGUGUGCCGUGCGGUCCGGAGUAUGACGGCUUCUGUCUGAACGGCGGAGAGUGUGAGAGAAUCCCGGGUAUAAGCAGACCCAGAUGCAGUUGUCCCUUGGAGUACAUGGGAGAGCGGUGCGACAGACCAAACAUCCUGGCCCUGCAAGAAGCCUCGCAACUGGAGUUAUGGGACAUUUACAUCAUCGUGUCCGCUCUGGGGGGAGCCCUGGUCGCACUACUGGUGCUGGGAAUGGGGUGCAUCAUUUACAGGAAAUGCGGAAAGACGGAGCCCAGACCAGAGCUGGUGUGACAUCUGAGUACAAUACUUACUAUGUAUUCAUUACUUCUGUUAUUGAAGAAAGACACGCGAGCGACGUUUGUGUUCGCUAGUAACGUUACUACAGUAUUCACAAUGUGUUCUGUACUCUUGUAAAAUAAUUUUACAUUCGUGAUGCGUUGUUUUGUACCAAAAGUGUUGUGUUAUCAAAAAUGAUACCCUAUUCACUCUUAUAUUUUGACUAUAAUACCUUUACUAUCAUAAGGUAUUUUUGGAAUAUGUUAUUUUCAUCCAUUGAUGUACAUGCAUGCAUGGUUAUCAUUCAUCAUUCAUUUCUCCGUAAAAUUUUAUUUAAUUUAAUGUUAUUUUUAUUUAUAUAUUUAUAUUUUAUAUAUAAGAAGUUGACAAAGCUUCUUUGAAUGAACGAAUGUAAAUAUUACGUCGUUUAUAUUAAAAUCCGUAAUAUAUUUUGGACUGUACAUAUUACAAAGUUGUACUAUUAAGAUGUUCUACAAAUAAAAGUCUAUGGCUUCGAUCU
Messenger RNA from Branchiostoma belcheri (Belcher's lancelet), 1259 nucleotides. RefSeq names its product OMEGA-stichotoxin-Sgt1a-like. Lineage: Eukaryota; Metazoa; Chordata; Leptocardii; Amphioxiformes; Branchiostomatidae. Bases 347 to 754 code for a protein of 135 amino acids. Gene Ontology annotation, biological process: positive regulation of mitotic nuclear division; positive regulation of cell population proliferation; epidermal growth factor receptor signaling pathway. The record is from RefSeq and is a predicted model, not a curated record. The transcript is spliced from 4 exons.